Molecule: messenger RNA, 369 nt
Organism: Knipowitschia caucasica
Lineage: Eukaryota; Metazoa; Chordata; Actinopteri; Gobiiformes; Gobiidae
Source: the annotation of a GenBank genome assembly
AUGUCAAAAGCCUUCACAUUGGACAGCUCUCCGCCCCUUCUCAGCCCUCCUCCUGCCCACCUCCGCUGCCCCAUCCCCAGUACAGUGGCCCAGGACAAGAGCGCAGCGAUAGAGCUUCCGUGUGGAGACUACAUUCAUGAAGGGAGAGACGUGAGUGGAGCACAGACGUCUUUCGCUUUCCUUGUUUUGAGCGCGGAUCUGGAGGGGGAACUUCAGCACUACAACAAGUACUGCUACUGCUGCGACAGGACUGCUGCUUCUGCUGCUGCUGCUGCUGCUGAGAGGGUCCCACCUGGAGGAGGACAGCUGCGCCAGAUCGUCUUCAAGCUGAGAAACUGGAUUGCUUUGACAUCGCAGGACUUAAUUUGA